AUGAAAGCCUGUGGAAUCGAUCUUCACACUGCAUUGAGUUUUGCGUAUUCUUCCAAAACUUCAGAGGGUCAAUGGAUGGAGGAAAACCAAGAAUCUGAGGAGAAAAAAGAACCCAGUGUCACAACACAAAGUGAGGACAAUGAUAUAAAUGCAAAGGUGUUGCGAAGUGUCACUGAGAAUUGCAAUGGGAAGAAAAGAGUUUGUCCCGUGUGUCAUAAACAAUUUGGUGCUCCAUCCAAACUAAAAAGGCAUUUCCUUAUUCACACGGAUCAGAGGCAUUUUCAGUGCUCCAUAUGUUGCCAUGGCUUCAGGGAUCUCUCUCAUCUCAAAGCACACAUCAGAACUCACACUAACUCUGUGAAGCGGAGGACGCCAUCACUCCAGAGCCAGAGAAACAAUGGUGUGUCCUGGAAUCAAGCAUCUAAUUCAAGGUUAAAUCACUCAGUGUGUAAUGGCCUUGGUGAAACAGUUAGAUCUUACUCUCCAAAACAUCUAACUGCCCAAAGCAAUACCAGUUCAACAGAGAAACAAAAGUCAGCCACAGUAGACUUAAUCGAAACAAAUUCAGGUACCACAGGUGUUGAGAUUCGCAAACAUGUUUCCGAAAGUAGAAAGGGACAUUGGUGCCCUGUAUGUUUAAAAUGCUUUAAUGCCCCAUCAAAGCUCAGGCGUCACAUUCCGAUUCAUACAAAGCAAAGGCAUUUCAAAUGCUCUGUGUGCUUUAAAGAUUUCCAACAAAGACACCACUUGAAAGGUCACAAGUGUAUGGAAGAAUUUAGACUGGAAAGCAACUCUGUUUUGAGUGAUAAGCAGGUAAGAAAGAAAACAGUCCAGCAGAAUGCUGGAGGGGGUGUCGUAACUACCAGGGUUGAUGCCUUGAGUGAUAUUCAAGGUAGGUGUUUUAAACCACGGUUGAGAUCUUCAUCACCAGAUGUAGUCACACCAGCCGAAAAAAGGAGCUCUCCAGUAUCCACGUCUUCUGAUCCCAUGUCUCCAAUUCCACUCAAAAAGAGAAGUGGAUGUCAGUGUAAAAUAUGCUUGAAGAUAUUCAGUUUCCCCUCUAAACUAACUCGACAUCUGUACGUUCAUUUGGACGUCAAGCCUUACACUUGCACGAUCUGCAGAAAGUCAUUCAAGCAGGCCUGUGAUCUCAAUAAGCACCUCAAGAUACAUGCGGACAAAAGAAACGACCCUUCUAGGUCGCAUGGAGUCCUGCAGAAGCACGGCCCCAACUCCUCAACACCUAGAGCUUCAACACCAGAUGGCGGUAAUGUUGUGUCUUUACCUCAGAUAUUAGAAUCUGUGGACACCAAAAAGAAUGAAAUGCUUGAAUGCAAAAGUAAGCUUAACCAAACCGUCCCCUUGACCGAGUCAAAGUCAAGUACUGUAGAGAUUGAGAGUUCUGACACGUUGACAAAUGCUGAGGCGCAGACCGCAUCCUCCAGCCCAACGUACCUUAAGCGCCAACAUAAAGAUGUGCAUCAGUGCUGCAUCUGUCAGAAGAACUUUCCGUAUCCUUCUAAGCUCUCCAGACAUAUGUUGAGCCACACAGAUUUCAGACCGUUUAAGUGCCACGUGUGCUCGAAAUCAUUUAGAGAGCUGUCUUAUUUGGAGGGCCACCAGAGGAUCCACAAAAAAAAGGGUCAGGACAAAAUUGCUGGUCAUUUGGAACAAGAACAUAUGCUUUCUUUUGGUGAUACUACAAUAUCUAAAGCUCAAGAUGUGCAAAUCUCCUCACAAGUUGGAGGUGAAGACUUUGCUCCAGCACACAAAGAUCAAAAUGUGGUCACAGAAAAUAUGCAUUCUCAAACAAUGAAUGGUGACUGUAGGGAUUCAGGUGUGUUUUUCUCAAACGGUACUAGCCUUCUAGAGGAUGUUCAGAUUAAGUCUGAGGUUGUUUUCCAGUGCAACAACAAAUCCAUUUGGGAUCUGACGCAUAAAACGGACAUCUCAGUGCUUGUUGAGAAAAAGGCAUCUGACAUUGUGCCUUUCGGCAGGGUGAGUGACUGUCCACCCAAAACUGACUCACCCCUCUGUCAUUAUGCUACCGAAUCAAGAACUGAGGAAAAAGGGACAAGUCAUUUGGAUGAUUUUGAAGAUUGUGCCUUUGUGGAGUUGGACGAUGUUAAAUAUGUCCCUGAUUCUUACGUGCUCCAUUCCCAUGAGUAUCGACAGAAAGAAGAAGUGGUUGUAGGGCAUUUGGACUUUCAAGAUCUAGGUAAACGCUUUACCGACCCUCCAUGUGACUUACCCAUUUGUCCAGGCUGUAGUCAGUGUUUCUCCACGUUAACCAAAUUAAAUGAGCAUAAAUGUGCAGACAGAUGCCCUGAAGAGAAAAUAAAGAAAUCCCACCAGUGUGACAUAUGCUUCAAAGUCUUCAAUGCACCAUCCAAACUGAAGAGACACAGUGUUACACACACCGGCCAGAGGCCGUUCCAGUGCACACAGUGUCAGAAGACCUUCACGCUGCCCCAUCAUCUGAAAACACACAUGCUGUCCCACAGGUAG
Messenger RNA from Rhinichthys klamathensis goyatoka, 2508 nucleotides. RefSeq names its product zinc finger protein 770 (gene znf770). Gene Ontology annotation, biological process: regulation of transcription by RNA polymerase II. NCBI's taxonomy places the organism in Eukaryota, Metazoa, Chordata, Actinopteri, Cypriniformes, Leuciscidae. The coding region runs from base 1 to 2508 and encodes 835 amino acids. Gene Ontology annotation, cellular component: nucleus. The transcript has 2 exons. Gene Ontology annotation, molecular function: RNA polymerase II cis-regulatory region sequence-specific DNA binding; DNA-binding transcription factor activity, RNA polymerase II-specific. The record is from RefSeq and is a predicted model, not a curated record.